Messenger RNA from Podarcis raffonei (Aeolian wall lizard), 3190 nucleotides. It is a transcript of the gene LRRC8B, whose product is annotated as leucine rich repeat containing 8 VRAC subunit B. Lineage: Eukaryota; Metazoa; Chordata; Lepidosauria; Squamata; Lacertidae. The coding region runs from base 520 to 2928 and encodes 802 amino acids. Gene Ontology annotation, molecular function: protein binding. The record is from RefSeq and is a predicted model, not a curated record. The transcript is spliced from 5 exons.
CCCCCCUCCCCUUCUGCGCUGCCCUCCUCGCGCAGCAGUCAGCGGUUCCGCCAGCCGCGCCGCCAUUGGCGGACGCUCCCCGUGACGCGACAAAAGAGCGGGGGGCGGAGCCUCGAGCCGGAGAAGCGCCGGUUGAAGCCGGUGCGCGAGCCGCCUCUCUCUCUCCUCCUCGCUUUAAAAAACACCAACCUCUUCUUUCUCUUCCCUCCCCGAGGAGCUGCUUUCUCUUUCUUCGGAGGUGCUGUGGAGGAAGAAGAGAAGGAGCAGGGGGACGACGACGACCGGGCGCCCAGCCUGGCUGGUUGGCGGAGGAGGAGCAGGAGGCGGCGGCGAGGCGAGCUUCAGGAACUGUCAAGUUCUAGAAGAGAUUACGACUGACUGGCCUUUAAAAGGAUGAAGACGAUUGUGAAGAUGGCUUGCCUAAGAAAUUUUAAAAGGUGCAGACCACCUGAUUGAAGAUGGUGGUUCUGUGUCUUAUCCCAUUUGAUAAGUAAAUUGCCACUGUUCCAUAAGCAAGUCAUGAUUACGUUAACUGAACUCAGAUGUUUAGCAGAUGCCCAAUCAUCGUACCACAUCCUGAAACCAUGGUGGGAUGUCUUCUGCUAUUACCUCACCAUGAUAAUGCUGCUUGUUGCUGUCCUUGCUGGAGCUCUCCAACUCACUCAAACUAGAUUGUUAUGUUGUCUUCCUUGCAAGCUUGAGUUUGACAAUCAUUGUGCAGUGCCUUGGGAUCUGGUGAAAAACAACCUUAAUGUAUCCUCCAGCUCUGCAGCGCCAAUAGUGCUCCCUCUUAGAAUCCAGAAUUACCUUCAUCGACAGCAGUAUUCUUACAUUGAUGCUGUGUGUUACGAGAGAGAGCUUCACUGGUUUGCCAAAUUUUUCCCAUACUUAGUGCUUCUUCAUACUUUCAUUUUUGCUGCUUGCAGUAAUUUUUGGCUUUACUAUCCCAGCACAAGUUCAAGGUUGGAACACUUUGUAGCCAUACUACACAAAUGUUUUGAUUCUCCCUGGACAACACGUGCCCUGUCGGAAACAGUUGCUGAACAGUCUGUGAGGCCUCAGCCAUUCUCCAAAUCUAAGACCUUUCUUUCCUCUCCAAGCAACAUAGCAGAAUUGGAGAACAAGCGACAGUCUGUCUCCUACUCGCAGACUGGGCUGGAAACAGCUGGAAGAGAGAACUCUUCAAAUGUUCUAGACAGAAAAGAAGGGGAGCAAGCAAAAUCAAUAUUUGAAAAAGUCAAAAGAUUCAGGCUGCAUGUUGAACAGAAGGAUAUCAUCUAUCGUGUGUACCUAAAACAGAUUGUGAUCAAGGUCAUUGUAUUUAUACUAAUAAUGAUUUAUGUUCCCUAUUAUUUAACCUUUAUUACACUAGAAAUUGACUGUGUGGCUGAUAUUCAAGUCUUUACUGGCUACAAGAGAUACCAGUGUGUUUAUUCACUAGCAGAAAUUUUUAAAGUGCUAGCUUCGUUUUAUGUUGUCAUAGUGAUCUUGUAUGGCCUGACGUGCACUUACAGCUUGUUAUGGAUGCUGAGAAGUUCACUCAAACAAUAUUCUUUUGAGAAGCUGAGGGAGCAAAGUAAUUACAGUGAUAUUCCUGAUGUAAAAAAUGACUUUGCCUUCAUUCUUCACCUAGCAGACCAGUAUGAUCCUCUGUAUUCAAAACGGUUCUCAAUAUUCCUCUCUGAGGUGAGUGAAAACAAGCUGAAGCAGAUCAGUCUAAAUAACGAGUGGUCUUUAGAGAGAUUGAAAAGCAAACUGGUACGAAAUUCCCAGGAUAAGAUGGAACUUCACCUUUUUAUGCUUAGUGGUCUUCCAGAUGACAUCUUUGAACUCACAGAGAUAGAAGUUCUAACCCUAGAACUUAUUCCUGAGGUUAAGCUUCCGGCAUCUGUGAACCAGCUACCCAAUCUCAAGGAACUGAACAUUUAUCAUUCAUCAUUAACUGUGGAAUUUCCAGCACUGCACUUCUUAGAAGAGAAUUUAAAAAUCCUGCGUCUAAAGUUGGCUGAUAUGGGAAAGAUUCCACGCUGGAUCUUCUAUCUAAGUAACUUGCAGGAAUUGUAUUUGACUGGAUGUUAUAUGCUAGAAAACCAGAAUGGCCUCUACAAUGAGGGCUUUCAGGAUCUUGUGAAUCUGAAAACAAUUCACUUAAAGAAUAGCCUUUCCCGCAUACCUCAGGUGGUUACAGACCAGUUGCCUUCACUACAAAAAUUAUCUAUUGACAAUGAGGGGAAAAAACUUCUAGUGUUGACCAACUUGAAGAAAUUGCUUAACCUGAGAACUUUGGAAUUGAUCAGCUGUGACUUGGAGCGCAUUCCACAUUCUAUCUUUAGCCUGAACUAUUUGCAUGAAAUAGACUUAAAAGACAAUAAUAUACGAACAGUAGAAGAAAUCAUUAGUUUUCAACACCUUGAGAACCUUUCUUGCCUGAAAUUGUGGCACAACACCAUCUCCUACAUCCCAGUGCAGAUUGGAGCUUUAGCAAACCUGGAGCAGCUCUAUUUAAAUCAUAACAACAUAAAAAAAAUCCCACCACAACUUUUUCUUUGCCUAAAGCUACAUUAUUUGGACCUCAGUUAUAACAAGCUAACAUCCAUUCCGCAUGAAAUCCAGUAUUUAACAAACCUGCAGUACCUUGCUGUGACAAAGAAUCACAUUGAGGCACUUCCAAAUGAAUUAUUUCAGUGCAGAAAGCUACAGUAUCUCCUACUGGGACAUAACAGCCUGAUGCAUUUGUCCCCUAAAGUUGGGGAACUCUCCAACCUUGUUCAGCUAGAGCUUAAAGGAAACUACCUGGAGUUGCUGCCUGCCGAACUGGAGGAAUGUAACUCUUUGAAACGGAGCUGCUUAAUUGUAGAAGAACACUUGCUAAAAACUCUCCCCCUUAGGGUAACAGAGCAUAUGCAAAUGUGCUUGGACAAAGUCUGAGCUUGAGAUUCUCUGUGCAGAGCAACAAAUUCCUCUUGAGAGUUUUAAAUAAUAGCUCUAAAGGAAAGUAUAGCUGGCAAGAAGGGAAAUGCAAGGGUGUUGUUGAUUUUCCUGCAGCUCUGUGCAUUGACCCAAGUUUCUGCUGAUAAAAAACCCCCACACACAUUUAAGUCUUAAACAAACAAAAAUAAAUAUUAGGCAAGUAUAUGCAUACAUAUAUACCAUGAAUAAUUUGAAACUGGAAUUAAAGAGUGAAAGUUAA